Messenger RNA from Frankliniella occidentalis (western flower thrips), 7805 nucleotides. Its product is annotated as dedicator of cytokinesis protein 7. Lineage: Eukaryota; Metazoa; Arthropoda; Insecta; Thysanoptera; Thripidae. The record is from RefSeq and is a predicted model, not a curated record. The transcript has 4 exons. Gene Ontology annotation, molecular function: guanyl-nucleotide exchange factor activity. Gene Ontology annotation, biological process: small GTPase-mediated signal transduction; positive regulation of GTPase activity. Bases 157 to 6369 code for a protein of 2070 amino acids.
CUCUGUUGUUGUUGUUUUUGUGAAGGAGCGUCUGUCAAGAAAGUAGUGAAAUGGACAUGACUCACGCCAUACCAUUUCUAUUUAGAAGAAUUUGAAUAUUUCAAUAUCAUUCAAAAAUGAGGAUUUGCACUUAGAAAUUAAAGUUCAAGCAGAACGAUGGGAUCUGUACAGCGGGCAUUUGCCCAGAAACUGACAAAACAACAUGCCUCUGAUGUAAGGCGUCAAAUAGCCGCUACAUCAUAUUCAAGGGACGCCACCAAGACAGGAAGUGGAGCAUCGGGUUUAUCUUCUACUGUUUCUCUUGGUGAUGUAGUCGAUCCUCUCGAUUAUGAGGACUUUAUCCAGCAACAUCAACUCCUUAUUGACCGUGACCCUCUCCGGCCUAUGCUUGAUUUUCCUGUGAAUGAUAUUGAAGUUGGAGUGAUUCCACGAAAAAUUCGCACAGAAGCACCAGUUUUACCAGAAGAACCUCUAUCUGAACUCUCUCCUCAAGUUCGUGAUUGUGUCGAAAGUUACACACGAGACUGGAUAGUCGUAGAUUAUCGUUUUCGUCACCAUUCUAGCAGUGCUUUUUCCCAAGACAGAUCAGAGGAACGUCUCACAACAUUGCAAAAUAUCCCCCAUCAAGAAUUUGAGGUUGAUGGAGAAGCAGUCCCAACUGCUAAUCCAUCGGGACGUUUGUCAGUCACAUCUGCUGACACCCCUCGAGGGAGUUGGGCCAGUUUUGAUCUCCAGAAUUCAGUUAGUGAUCCUGUGAUAUCAGGUCUCCUUGAAAGAACUGCACCUGAGACUAUUGACAAACUCAAUGAAUCCCGUCGGCAAGAGGGGAGGCAAGAUGCUUUAUUCUCAUUGUAUCCACAGCAAGAUGAAGAAGAUAUGAUUGAAAGAAGGAUCUCAGCAGACAUUCCAAAUGAGCACAUGGGUCACCGUAUCCUAGUGAAAUGUCUUCAGCUUAAGCUAGAAUUGGAAGUGGAACCAAUAUUCGCAUCAAUUGCACUAUAUGACUGCAAAGAAAAAAAAAAGAUAUCUGAAAACUUUUAUUUUGACAUGAAUCAGGAAGGCCUCAAAAGAAUGCUAACAUCUCAUAUACCUUACAGUGACAGCAGCACCUUGAGCAGAUCAUGCAUUUUUGACAUUACUUAUCCAUCGCCUGAUUUGUUUCUUGUCAUAAAACUUGAAAAGGUUCUACAGGGUGAUAUUAAUGAAUGUGCUGAACCAUACAUGAAAGAUGACAAAAACCGUGAGAAAGUUAAAGCAAAUGCUGUUGCAGCUUGUGAAAGGCUAGGAAAGUACCGGAUGCCUUUUGCUUGGACUGCAAUUUAUGUCAUGAACAUUAUAAGCGGUGUAAACAGCCUUGAGCGAGAUUCUGGUAGUGACAAAGAAGGUAGUGCCUCCAACAGCUUGGACCGGAAACACAGCAAUACUAGUUUAGAGCAGUUGAAGAAGAGAGCUUCUGACAUGGGCACCCUCACUCGACGAGGAUCUCUAGAAAGGCGCAGUGGAUCUGAAAAAAGGCGCAGCUGGUCACCUGAAGACUUUGGUUCAAGUUUGGAUACAUUCCGACCAGUUACUCUAACCGUUUCGAGUUUUUUCAAACAAGAACAAGACAGACUGAGAGACGAAGACUUGUACAAGUUUUUGGUGGACCUCAAGCGCCCAUGUUCAGUUUUAAAGAAGAAGUGUAUACCUGGUACUUUAAAAUUGGAUAUCUCCCCUUGCCCGGAUGACAUACCAUACAGCUUGACACCGGAGCUGGCGAGGAUCAAUCCCUACCCAGAUGAAAAAGGCCGACCCACGAAGGAAAUCUUAGAGUUCCCUCCGAGAGAAAUGUUCAUCCCGCACUACUCUUACCGCAACUUGUUGUACGUCAGCCCCAAGGACCUGAACUUUGCUGGGCGGACAGGGUCGGCGCGUAACAUCGCCGUCAAGAUGCAGCUCAUGUGCGGCGAGGAGGAGCACAACGCCAUGUCGGUCAUCUUCGGCAAAUCGUCGUGUCCAGAUUUCGCUUCUGAGGCGUACACCACCGUCAGCUACCAUAGCAAGUGCCCUGACUUUUACGACGAGUUCAAACUCAAACUGCCGGCAAACCUGGGGGAUCAGCACCACCUCCUGUUCACCUUCUACCACAUCAGCUGCCAGCGCAAGGAAGAGAAGACGACGGUAGAGACACCCGUCGGCUACACUUGGCUGCCAGUGUUCCGCGACGGCCGCCUUCAGACGGGGGAGUUCUGCCUGCCCGUCAUGAUGGAGCACCCGCCGCCCAACUACUCGUACAUCCCCCCGGAUGUGCUGCUGCCGGGCACCAAGUGGGUCGACAACCACAAGGGCAUCUUCGUUGUCGUAUUGGAUGCCUUGUCUUCGGUCCACACUCAAGACAAGUAUUUGGACAAGUUCCUGGGGCUGUGCGCCGCUCUCGAGGACGGGUCCAUCCCGCCACGCAUUGGCGAGGCCAACAUGGAGGGCGCGCUCAAGGCCAGCAUACUAGAGCUGACGCACGCCAAGUCCGAGCCGCUCGUCAAGUUCCUCCCCGUCAUCCUGGACAAGCUGCUACUACUGCUGGUGCGCCCGCCCGCUGUCAGCGGCCAGCUCAUGAACAUCGGCCAGACCACCUUCGAGGCGCUGGCCAGCUUGGUGAAGAGCAUCACGGCGCUGCCAGAGGGGCAGGGGGAAGUCCAGCGGGACCAGCACGGGCGGCACAGCCUGCUCACGGCCUACAUCACGUACCAGUGCGCGCUGCCCCACCCGGCCGAGGGCGCCGCCCAGCCCACCCUCACGGACCUGGGGCUGUCCCCGCCGCCGCUGCGCUCCACCAGUAACCCCAACCUGCACGGCCUCGCGGAGGAGGAGGCUCUGCUGUCCCCCACGGCCGGCGGUGCCCCUGGCGGCGCCGCCGCGGCUGCGCGGGGGCUGGACCGCACGGCCAGCAUGCGCACCGCCGUGGGGCCCAACAUGGUGCCCAGCGUGGUGGCGCUGCGCCUGGUGCACGAGGAGCUGGCCCUGCAGUGGGUCGUGUCGAGCGGCGCGGCGCGCGAGCUGGCCAUGGCUAACGCGUGGUUCCUGCUCGAGCUCAUGGUCAAGAGCAUGGUGGAGCACCUCGCCGCCACGGACGGGCUGGACGCGCCCCGGCGGACGCCCGGCCGCCUGUCGGAGCAGUUCACGGACGACGUGACGACCCUCGUGUCCACGCUCACGUCCGACAUCAUCUCGCGCUGCAGCAAGGAUCCACGCCUCGCGCAGAGCAUGAACGCCAGUCUGGCCUUCUUCCUGUUUGACCUGCUGUCGGUCAUGGAUCGUGGCUACGUGCUGUCCCUCAUCAAGACCUACUACAAGCAGAUGUCGGCCAAGAUCUCAUCCCUGCCCGACGCUGUCGGACUGAUCGGCCUCAAGGUGGACUUCCUCCGGAUCGUGUGCAGCCACGAGCACUUUGUGCCGCUCAAUCUGCCCUUCGGGACGCCCUUCACACCCAGCUCGGCGCCGUGCUCGCCCACGCCCUCCGUCACCUCCUCCAACAGCCAGUCGUCGUUCAUCUCGACGCUGGUGGGAGGGGACAGGACGAGCUUCUCCGAGCUGUCGCUCGAGUUCCGCCAGCAGCACUUCCUGGUCGGGCUCGUCCUGGGGGACCUGGCCGCCGUGCUCACCCUGCCGCACGCCCAGCUGCACGCCAAGGCCGUGAACAUGGUGCGCAACCUGCUGACCGGCCACGACAGCGAUCCCCGCUACGAAGACUCGGAGUGCCGCGCCCGCGUCGCUGCCCUGUACUUGCCCCUCCUCACCAUCGUCAUGGACAACCUGCACCAGCUGCACGGCUGGCGGGAGCGGGGGCGCUCCUUGCUCUCGCCCGCUCUAGAGGACGGCCCCGAGCCGCAGCCGGGCAUCAACCAGUCGGUGGCCAUGGCCAUCGCGGGGACGUCCAUGUUCGGCGCGCGCACCGUGGAGCCGUACGAUCCGUACGCCCAGCCCAGGAAGACCAGCCUGUCGGCGGACACGACGCGUCACCUGCUGGGCUGCUUCUUGUGGGUGCUCAAGAACAUGAACAAGACCCUCCUGAAGCAGUGGUGGACCGAGCUGCCGCCGCAGCGGUUUCACCAGCUGCUGGAGACACUGUACGUGGGGAGCUACACGUUCGAGUACCAAGGCAAGCGCGAGAUCCUGAAGCGCUGCGCCCCGCAGACUCUCGCCAAGACCACGGACGCCAAGUCCAAGCUCGAGGACAUGAUCCUGGGUCAGAGCUCAGCCCGAAAUGAAAUGAUGCUCCGCCACAAGGUCGCCGGCGGCGGGUCCCCCGGCGGCCCGGGGUCGCCCGGAGUGACUGGAGGCGCCAGCACGGAGCGCCUGCGCUGGCGCAAGGAGCAGAUGGCGUACCGCCCGAACACCGAGGCGAGCGACCGGCCCGCCGCCGACGUGGAGGCCGACGCGCACCUGGAGGGCAACCUGGCCACGGAGGUGAGCCUCGUGAUCCUGGACACGCUGGAGCAGAUGGUGGCCGUGGCGUCCCGCUCGGACGCCCUACAACCCCUCCUCGGCGCCGUGCUCAAGGUGUUGCUGCACGCGCUCGCCCGCCACCAGAGCUCCACUGUGCUGAGGCACAUGUUUGCCACGCAGCGGGCGCUCGUCUUCAAGUUCCCCAACCUGCUGUUCGACGAGGAGACCGAGCAGUGCGCUGACCUGUGUCUCCAGCUGCUGCGCCACUGCAGCUCCAACAGGGCUGCCGUGCGCUCACAGGCGUCCGCCUCGCUGUAUUUGCUCAUGAGGCAGAACUUCGAGAUCGGCAACAACUUUGCGCGCGUCAAGAUGCAGGUGACGAUGUCGCUCAGCUCCUUGGUCGGCACGAGCCGCACCUUCAGCGAAGAAUCGCUCCGCCGGUCGCUGAAGACCAUCCUGGUCUACGCGAGUGGUGAUGCAGAACUGCAGGAGACGACGUUCCCCGAGCAAGUCAAGGACCUCGUGUUCAACCUGCACAUGAUCCUGUCGGACACGGUCAAGAUGAAGGAGUUCCAGGAAGACCCGGAGAUGCUGCUCGACCUCAUGUACCGCAUCGCCAAGGGCUACCAGAACUCUCCGGACUUGCGCCUGACCUGGCUGGCCAACAUGGCGCAGAAGCACAUGGAGCGCAACAACCACACGGAGGCCGGCAUGUGCCUGGUGCACUCUGCUGCGCUCGUGGCCGAGUACCUCCACAUGCUGGAGGAGCGGCCGCACCUGCCGCUGGGCGCCGUGGCGCUGGAGAGGGUCACACCCAACGCGCUGGAGGAGAGCGCCGUGUCCGACGACGUGGUGAGCCCGGAGGAGGAGGGCAUCUGCCUGGGUAAGGAUUUCACGGAGAGCGGUCUGGUGGGUCUCCUGGAGCACGCUGCCGGCUCCUUCAACCUGGCCGGCAUGUACGAGGCCGUCAACGACGUGUACAGCAUCCUCAUCCCUAUGGCCGAGGCCAACCGCGACUACAAGCGGCUCGCCAGCAUCCACCACAAGUUGCACGAAGCCUUCACGCGCGUCGAGCAGCUUCAGGGCAAGCGCGUGUUUGGGACGUACUUCCGGGUCGGGUUCUACGGCUCCAAGCUGGGCGACCUGAACGGAGAGGAGUUCAUCUACAAGGAGCCGACGCUGACCAAACUGCCCGAGAUCUUCAGCCGCCUGGAAAACUUCUACGCUGAGCGGUACGGCACCGACAACGUCCAGAUCAUCAAGGACUCGAACGCCGUGGACCAAAGCACGCUGGACCCGGAUAAGGCCUACAUCCAGAUUACCUACGUGGAGCCCUACUUCGAACCUUACGAGCUUCGACACCGACAAACUUACUUUGACCGCAACUUCAACAUCAAGCGCUUCGUGUACGCCACGCCGUUCACCCCCACGGGCCGUGCCCAUGGCGAGCUUCACGAGCAAUACAAGCGCAAGACCAUUUUGACCACUGCCAACCACUUUCCUUAUGUCAAGACCAGGAUUCAGGUAGUGAGCCGCAAGGUGAUAGAGCUCAUCCCCAUCGAGGUGGCCAUCGAAGACAUCCAGAAGAAGACAGCCGAGCUGGCUCAGUCUAUCCACCAGGAGCCGCCAGAUCCUAAGAUUCUGCAGAUGGUGCUUCAAGGCUGUAUUGGAACCACUGUCAAUCAAGGCCCUAUGGAGGUGGCUCUUGUCUUUCUCUCAGAUUUAGUUGAUGGACAGAAAGCACCCUCAAAGUUCCAGAAUAAGCUAAGGCUAUGCUUUAAGGAUUUCUCCAAAAAGUGCUCUGAUGCUCUGCGCAAGAACAAAAAUUUGAUUGGGCCUGAUCAGCGUGACUAUCAAAGAGAGCUUGAGCGAAACUAUCAUAGGUUUAGUGAUAGACUCAUGCCAUUAAUCACUUUGAAUAAUAUUGCUGGACGGAACCGCAAGUGAACAAUUUUACACUACAUAGUGUGACAUAAAAUUGUAAGAUUUUGAACAUUUUAAGCCCUUUUAUGGACUGUUAAGUAGCCGCUUUAGCCGGAACUGAUUUUAUUUAUUUUGACAUGUUUAUUAAUCCACCAAUUUUUAUUUUAUUCACAAGUGCAUAUUUCACAUUUGUGUUGAUGUUAUAUUUGGUUCUGGCCAAAUGUGUGAAAUUAUAUUCCCAAUAUUUUGUUUUGUUUUUCAUUCCUUUAAAUUUUGAUUUACUUCAAAAAAAUUCUUGUAAUAAGUUAAGAUCAGCACUGCAUUCAUUUUUCUCUCAUCGGGCUGUACUAAGAAAUCGGUUUUCAAGAACUUUUUCCCUUUAUUUUGUGACAAAUGGCUUAUUGUAUGUAAUAGGUAUACUGUUUAUGAGGGUAUUUACUUUUUUAAAGUACUGUACGUUAUAAAGUUAGGCAUUGACUGCAGGAAGACUGAAGUCAGGUGACUUACAUGUGCUCAGUGUAUCUUCAUCUUUUUCAUUUUCAUUCAUUCUUUUUUGCAGUAAUCUUCACAGGGUGGUUCCCGCAGGCAUGCAUGUGUCUAUGGAUUCUCUAGUCGUCCCUUUGCUUUCUCUGUAAAGUCCCAAAUAUGAACUGCCUGUAUUACGUAUUGUAUUGAUUAUUCAGAAUUACUUUACGGUGUGGUAUCAUCAUUAGUUUAAGCUAUUUGCAAAUUGAUUUCUAAGAUUUCCAAAGCUUAGUGUGAUAGUUCAAUGCCAUUUCCUUGUUUAUUUAAUUGUCUGAAAGGAUGUUAUUGCUUCAAAGGAUGUUACCUAGCAGUAUUUUCUCUUUUAAUUUAGAAAAUUUAUGACAUUAUUUUUUGGUGUCUUUUUUCCUUUCUAUUGCACCAAUUUUCUAACCUAAUAUUAUCAUGAAACGCAUUAUUACAUGCUCAAAUGUUCUUGUUGAACUUGUAACUAAAGUCUGCAUUUUAUCUCUUCAAACUACUGUAUUUUCUGAAUCAUUUGAAUUUUGAGUCUAAUGUGUCGCGACAAGUGCUUGAAAAACUGCCUUGCACAAUGCUUAACUGAUUCCUUUGGCAGCUUCACUUUAGCAAAAAAAAUUGAGAGCUCUUGUAUCACCACAUACUUUCAUAGUAAGAUGUACAGUUGCUUUUUGUAAAUUGUUAAUAUUGUGGUCUCAUUAUUUAAUCUGUCAAAUUUUGUAUGGACCAGCAAUGUUUUAUUCAGGAAGGAAAAAGCCACACUGAAAAUAGAACUGACUUCAAUUUAUAGACCAUCGUCUCACUAAUUAUUUUAUGUGGAAUCGAGGGCGGCACAUGGUACUAGCAGCUGUGCUGCCUUCCUUGAACCCAUGUGUCGCUCUCCUAUUUUCAUUCGAUGACUGUUAGCUGUAGUUUUGUACAAUUUUUAAAAUCCUGAGGCAAUAAACUGCUACUCUCUA